AUGUGUGACACGUUCGUUCUAAACAUGACCAGUUUGAAGACAUUUGGUAAGUAUUUUGGGAGAGAUGUCUCUGAACCAGUGGAAGACACAGACCCCAGCUGUUUUGUGGCAGAAAUGUCCCUGAAAUCAAACUAUCCUGUUCAAGUAACAGAUCCACAAGACACUGUAACGCUGCAAUUCAGCUCCAUGCUCCCUGGAUAUCUCACUCCCUCCAUCAACAGGAUAAGACAGCCAGUCGAGGAUGAUGGAAGUGGGUUAAUUAAUCCAGGAUCAAUUUCAGCUGAUCUCCAGUGUUCAUCAAUUAGCCCAUGUGAGAAAUGCUGUUGUUCUGCUCCUCCUCCCAAAAUAAGCGACCUGCUGGAUGAUGAGGACCUGCUCUACACACUGCGUCUGAAGCUAGACCCAUCCCACUGUACCAUCAAAAACUGGAAAAACUUUGCCAGUCGCUGGGGAAUGACCUACGAUGAACUGACCUUCCUGGAGCAGCGAACCCAUGGAUCAACCAAUCAAAGUCCUACACAGGAGUUUCUGCUGCGCUACAGCCAGAAGUCAGUCAUGGAGUUGACAGAACUCUGCCAGCUUUACCAACGCAUCGAUGUGCUGCGUCUCUUACAGCAUUGGGUUGAGAAUGACUGGCCCUUGCGUUGGCAGAAACAGCAUUAG
Molecule: messenger RNA, 663 nt
Organism: Chanos chanos (milkfish)
Lineage: Eukaryota; Metazoa; Chordata; Actinopteri; Gonorynchiformes; Chanidae
Gene: edaradd
Product: EDAR-associated death domain
Exons: 7
Coding region: 1-663 (220 amino acids)
Biological process (GO): signal transduction
Molecular function (GO): protein binding
Source: RefSeq, a predicted model, not a curated record